GGUUGGAGAAAGUAUCCGAGUCUAAACCAAGUCAAGUGUAAAUGAUAAGGCAUCAUUGCACACGUGCAGUGUUGCUGUAGAGGGGAGAGCAAACAAAGAAGAUGGACUGGAUGAAAUUGCGUUCCUAUUCCCGGAAGAGGCAGGCUCAAAGGAAUGUACAUUGCCCUUCUCCUCUGCCAAGUGUGGCAGCAUCUGCUGUUAUGGGCAGAAGGAAUGAAAAAGCCAAAGGACCUCAACAAUGCCAAAAACUGCUUUCCAAGCUGAGAUGGAAAUCUCGUGCCAGAAGGCAACAGGGAAAUGCCAUUCCAGCAGCAUUACCAAAAAUUCAAGAAACCUCUGAGGUGACGCAGAUGGACUGCCUUUCAGUUGAACAAAGUGUUGAAUUAAAUUAUAAUGAAAACAGAUGUGUGGAGGAGAAUAUAGAUAUCAACGAAACGGAUGCUACAGUGAAGGAUUCUUUGCAGCUGAACUCUGCAAGUAAAGAGAGUCCAGGAAAUAACGAAACUACUUCAGGAAUGACUUUGCCCACUGGUGUUUCAUACUUCCUGCUGGACUGUUUGGAUGUGGAUUCUACCAGGGACUCUGAUACAGAACCUAGUGAUUGUACAAGUAGUUAUUCAUCACCCGAAAUAUUCAGGGAUGAAAGAGAUUUAGAAGGAAACACUGCUAGUCCUGAAGGAGGAAGCCCUCUUAGAUGCAAAAAUUCAACCCUCUUAGAUACCAGCAAAGCCAUCAACAUAGACAGGAUGCUGCAUCUGCCAAAUCUUUCAAAGGUAUCGGGAGGGGAAGUGUGCAAAAUUUUGUUUGCGAAGGAAAAAACACCUGAGUCACAACCUUCUGGAGCCUUGUCACUGUCUCCAGCGCCGAAAAGACAGAUUGAUGAACAGCAGCCCAGGAAAAUGAAGGGCAGGAAAAAAGUAAAGUUCAAAAGCAUAUUAGAAAGUACAACUUCCUCAUCCUCUCAUGUUGUAUUGGGUUCAGCUGAAAGAAGCCAGCCAGCCAUAUCUCCUGAGAUCACAGAUGAAGCGUUUGUCUCCAAACUCCCAGGUGCUGGCAUGGAGAUCAGUUCCAGAGCAGUGAACAGAGGAAAAAAUAAAGUAUUGCUAACAAGUACAGCAUUUCUACAGCCAGAAGAUUUAGAGUGUUUGCGUAACCCACCAGAAAUCUGCUCUAUCAUUCAAGCUUCACCAGGAUUUAGGCCACUGAAAGUUAUCCAAGGUCCACGGAGUAGAAAAGCAUUGUUUUUCCCACCAGGAGCAACUGAAGAUAUUAUUACAACUUCAAAAAAUUGGGCCUACACUAAUGAUAGAUGAGCACUUCUACAGGUCUACAGGACAAGACAGAAAAGCCUAUGUAAAGGGUAGAGGAGAAAAAAGAGAAAGAAGCACCUUAUGGAACCCUGUACAGCUACAGUUGUAUGAACAGUAGGUGCAAUCAGG
This is a messenger RNA of Elgaria multicarinata webbii, 1439 nucleotides long. It is a transcript of the gene MEIKIN, whose product is annotated as meiotic kinetochore factor. NCBI's taxonomy places the organism in Eukaryota, Metazoa, Chordata, Lepidosauria, Squamata, Anguidae. The transcript is spliced from 12 exons. Gene Ontology annotation, biological process: male meiosis chromosome segregation; meiotic sister chromatid cohesion, centromeric; meiosis I sister chromatid cohesion. Gene Ontology annotation, cellular component: kinetochore. The coding region runs from base 102 to 1313 and encodes 403 amino acids. The record is from RefSeq and is a predicted model, not a curated record.